Molecule: messenger RNA, 2778 nt
Organism: Pseudocercospora fijiensis CIRAD86
Lineage: Eukaryota; Fungi; Ascomycota; Dothideomycetes; Mycosphaerellales; Mycosphaerellaceae
Exons: 14
Coding region: 1-2778 (925 amino acids)
Source: RefSeq, a predicted model, not a curated record
AUGGUCCUCCGAGCGCAUGGCGCGACAUAUUGCAUAGCGCAGUCGGCGUCGGAGCUCCGACCCCGCGAUCGCGACGCUGAUGCUGGCCCUACGCGUCGUGCCUGCAUCAACCUCUGUUUGCACCACCACCAUCACUUACCUGCAGGAAAGUGCAUCACGAUGAAGCAGUCAUUCAUCAGGUACGCCGGCAGACAGUCAGCCAACACGCCAGCUCCACCGCAUUUGACCGCGCAAGCCAACCUCCCAGCCUUCGACGGCACAUUCCGGCUCGACAACACAAAGCGCACGAAGAAAAUGUUCGCUGCGAUGGCCCCGAAACCAUGCGACGGCGAGGUGGGGGAUGUCCGCCUGCACGCAACCGCGAAUGACGGACUUUGGCGGCCAGACGAUCGGGAUGCGAACAGCUGGCCAUGCGAACUCCCAUGCGCGCCGCCAUUCGUACAGCUAUGCGAACGACUUGCGCUGCGAACUUCAUGCGAACUCGUUACGCAAACUGCCGUGCGGCGAACAUGUCGCUGCACUAUCACGCAGCUUCUUCAGAUCCACAUCCACUCUCUGCAGCUACCGUACAUGGAACUUGGCGCUGACAACUUCACUGCGAUCACCCGUGAAACAUUCAAGAUUACCACCACUCGUACUGAGCUCAUCCACGUCUGCCAUCCGCCACCAAUGUCGUCUCCGCUGCUCCUCCACUGCACCGCGAUCAGCUUGACUAUGCUCGCUGCCGACACGAAGCUGCUUUCAAAGCAUACCAUGCGCUGCCAACGUAGCGAAUUUGUCUCAGAACUGCGUGCGCGACAUCCGAUCCAGCAUCGCCGUCCAUGCAGUCGCUUUCCCCUGCGCGGAGGCCGAAACUCGCUUCUCCUCUUCAGACUAUUGCUUUUGUCUUGCUUCUCCUCUGCUUAUUGCCCGUGUCUCACGCCAUAUAAGACCUGGUCUCAAAGCACGCAACUCAACCCUACCAAGUCCAAGAGAUCCGAAAGAUGGAUAACAAGACACGAGCUGAGCACUACUGCCGCAUCUUUGGCCUGCCUGUCAAAGUCUAUCGCAAGGCGAGCGAGCCAACCUGUAGCAGGCUGCAGAGCACACACAACACUGGUAACUCUUCCGAGCAUUGAUUGUUCAUCGUCCGGGCUGGAAGGUCGUGGUGCGCCACUGCGACAGCAUUCAUCAACGAAGUCAAGAAACAGAUUCGUGACCUUGGCAGGAUUAUUCGAACAAAAGCAGAAGGAAUUUGAUCACCACAUUGAAUCAAUCGUGAUCCCCGACCUUCUGGCGUUCGAGAAUUCCAACAUGCCAAAUGGUCGUUCCGCUGCGACCAACCAGCAGCCAGACACAGCACCCUCGGCGCCUCCAUCACUUGCGAUGGCCAGCUUGCAGUCGAUGGCCGGAGCGAACGUGCAGCCUUUCCGACCAGUGCCAUUGACACCAGUCGUCCCGGAGUGGCAGGCAAUGGGAGGAGGCAAUUACGGAAUGCUUGCCAAUCAAGCUCACGGCUUCAGACACUACGGCAGUUAUGGCGACGCAUCCGCAAGCUACGGUGGCAUGGAAGUUCCUGUGCAACCUGAUCCAUUGUCGUCAAUGCCUACGAGAAUCUCGACCUCAUCUUCCAACACCGCUCUGCAGGCUUUCCCUCCAGCAUGGCAUCCGACGUCGACCAGUGGCUCAAGCUCAUCAUCAACCUGGAACGCCCAACGUUUCCCGUCCUUCAUGCCAGAGCUCCGAGCCCCGUCCUUCGUCGCGCCUACAAACAUCUCAGGCUCAGGCUCCGUAUCACACCUCACUGCGCAGCCUGUCUACCCAUGGCUUGACACUGAUCUCCUCGCAUCCACGCCCUCUGGCGGUCCACGAGUGAACGGCAACCUCAACGUCGCCAAUCACAACAUCGCCAAUCACAACAUCGCCAAUCACAACAUCGCCCAUCACAACAUCGCCAAUCACGAUAUCGCCAUCCACGACGUCGCGAAUCAGAACAUCGCCAUCCACGACGUCGCGAAUCAGAACAUCGCCAAUCACAACAUCGCCAAUCACAACAUCACCAAUCACGAAAUUGCCAACCACGACGUCGCCAAUCACGACAUCGCCCAUCAGAACGUCGCCCAUUACAACAUCGCCCAUUACGACAUUGCCAAUCACAAUCCGAGUGCAUGCCUCCCUCCGCAGCCUGUGCAGCCAUGGCUCGGCACUGAUCUCCUCGCAUCCACAUCCUAUGGCAGUCCACAAGUCAAUGGCAACAUCAACAUCGUUAACGACAAAUCUACCCUGGGUAUGAGUACCACCAGCAUUGAUCAAGGCAUGUUCGCUCCUGAUCCAACUCCGACUGAGCCAAUGCAGACGCCUGGUACCAAGAACAUCGUCACUGAACUCACCAACGACAUCUGGGCAUCUGUCACGCACCGACACCGAAGAAUUCCACGACAAAUGGUGGACGUCAGUAACGUCGAUGCCAACUCGUCGGGCUGGUUCAUUGAGCAUUUUCUGGAGCGCAUAGGCAUGGAGUCGGGAGGAAAAAAGGAAAAGGAACCCCUAUACGAAACCAGGAUGGAAAGCCCUGUUGUGUUUUCUUCUCGGAAUAAGUCGCGCGACGAUAGAGUCCUUGGGCUUGAAGACAGGAUGAGUAUCGGCGUUUUCUAUAGUCAACGUGAGUGCGGACGCUGGAGACUCGCGGCCGGUGCUUUUGAUUCACGUAUCUCUCACUCGUCGACCUGCUUAAAAGCUUCAGUGCGACAUCUGCCUCGCGGCGAUGGUACUUUCGCUUUACAAUACCGCAAGUCCUAG